This is a messenger RNA of Didymodactylos carnosus, 1056 nucleotides long. The record is from the annotation of a GenBank genome assembly. NCBI's taxonomy places the organism in Eukaryota, Metazoa, Rotifera, Eurotatoria, Philodinida, Philodinidae.
AUGCUGAACAAAGCGCUUCGCGUUCAGAACAUCGACAUUCUCUUCACAUUUCGAUUUCUAAUCACCGAUAUUCACAACCAGCUCGUAAAAGAAUCGUCCGACACAAAUCUUCGUCGAUUAUACCGCGGUCAAGUGAUAUCAAAAGAAGAACUUGCUCGCCUGCGUUCAAGUAUUGGUGAAUUCAUCUCAAUAAACUCCUUUCUAUCCACAAGUCGUAAUCAAAAGAAGGCACUUCAAUUUACUCAAAGUGUUCAGCGGGUAGAUCUUGAAUGUGUUCUCUUCACAAUUAAAGUCGACAGUCGAAUAAAAGCAAAACCAUUUGCCGAUAUUUCCCGAUUGAGUUAUUUCUCUGAUGAGGAAGAAACCUUGCUUAUGCUCGGUUCGAUCUUUCGACUUGAAAGUGUUCACUACGACAAAGAACAGCAGAUCUGGAUGGCUGAUUUAGAUUUAUGCAACGAAGAUGACCAUGAUUUGAAACAAGUGUUUGGGUAUAUGAAGAAAGAACUGCGGAGUAAAACUACUCUCAAUUCACUUGGAAAUUUGUUCUGUCAGAUGGGUGAAUUGGACAAGGCCGAAAAGUAUUAUAAACGAUUGUUAAGUGAGCUAGCAGUGGGUGAUUCUGAUAUUGCUUCGUGUUACAUAGGACUGGGUAAUGUUGCUAGACGGAAAGGUGAAUAUGAUUUAGCUUUGAUGAAUUAUGAAAAAGCAUUGAAAAUCAAAUUAAAAGCUCUUCCACCCGAUCAUCCUGAUAUCGCCUCAUCAUACAACAAUAUGGGUAUUGUACACUUGCACAAAGGUGAAUAUGAUUUAGCUUUGAUGAAUUAUGAAAAAGCAUUGAAAAUCUUCUUAAAAGCUCUUCCACCCUAUCACCCUGAUAUCGCCUUAACAUAUAACAAUAUGGGUAUUGUACACUUGCACAAAGGUGAAUAUGAUUUAGCUUUGAUGAAUUAUGAAAAAGCAUUGAAAAUCCAAUUAAAAGCUCUUCCACCCGAUCACCCUGAUAUCGUCUCAACAUAUCUUAAUAUGGGCCUGGCACAUGAAGGGGCUCGUACUUGA